Messenger RNA from Xyrauchen texanus (razorback sucker), 436 nucleotides. RefSeq names its product spexin prohormone 1. NCBI's taxonomy places the organism in Eukaryota, Metazoa, Chordata, Actinopteri, Cypriniformes, Catostomidae. Bases 96 to 398 code for a protein of 100 amino acids. Gene Ontology annotation, molecular function: neuropeptide hormone activity. The record is from RefSeq and is a predicted model, not a curated record. The transcript is spliced from 5 exons.
CUCCACCCUGAAGAUUAUAAAUAUCAAGCACACACUUCGCCUUCUUCACACUUGAUCUUGCCAAGACUAAACUGCUGAAGAGGACGCCUGUCGCCAUGAAAGGUUUAAGAACUCUUGCGGCGUACGCACUUGCGCUCUUACUUCUGGCGACGUCCCAUUCCUGGAGCGCGCCAAAGGGAAGCUUUCAGCGCAGGAAUUGGACGCCCCAAGCAAUGCUAUAUCUAAAGGGCACACAAGGACGGCGCUUUGUAGCAGAGGACAGAAACGAAGGGGACUUAUACGACACAAUUCGUUUGGAAUCACGCACCCAAAACACAGAAAAUCUGAGUAUCUCCAAAGCGGCUGCAUUUCUCUUAAAUGUCCUCCAACAAGCCAGAGAUGAGGGGGAGCCUUACUGAAACCACAGGCUGUUACAACUCACUCUUCCAUCUGAAUA